This is a messenger RNA of Cucurbita pepo subsp. pepo (vegetable marrow), 1305 nucleotides long. Lineage: Eukaryota; Viridiplantae; Streptophyta; Magnoliopsida; Cucurbitales; Cucurbitaceae. The record is from RefSeq and is a predicted model, not a curated record.
AUGGCGGCUGAGGGAUACGAAGGAGUAUUGGUUUAUUUUGGGUGUGCAGGGUGGCUGAAGAGGGUUUAUAACAAGGUUGAACAUGAAAUGAUCGAAACGGUGAAAAUGACGAAGAGCGUUGGGCGAGAUUCGAGACGAAUUAUUCACUCAAUCAAAGUUGCUUUGGCCAUCACUUUGGCUUCGUUUUUCUACUACUUUAAGCCUCUUUAUGAUAGCUUCGGUGCCUCGGCAAUUUGGGCUAUUAUUACCGUUAUUGUCGUCUUUGAAUUCUCAGUCGGUGCAACCAUUGGCAAGGGUUUGAAUAGAAUGAUAGCAACUAUAUUAGGAGGAGCCCUAGGGUUUGGAACUCAUUACUUAGCCAACUUAUGUGGAGAUAAGGGCCAGCCUCUCAUUCUUGGUGCCCUCGUCUUUGUAGUAGCUGCAAUAGCAACUUUCAUGAGGUUCUUCCCAAGUAUGAAGGCAAGAUAUGACUAUGGGCUUUUGAUAUUCAUCUUGACGUUUUCAAUGGUGGCUGUGUCAAGUUAUAGAGAUGAUGAAGUUCUAAAGCUUGCUUCUGAUAGGUUUCUAACCAUUGUCAUUGGGAGCUUCAUUGCUGUCUCCAUUUGCAUUUUUGUUUGCCCUAUUUGGAUUGGUAAUGAUCUUCAUGACCAGCUUGUUAACAACGUUGAAAACCUUGCCACCUUCUUACAAGAGUUUGGAGCUCAAUAUUUUAGAUCAUCACAAGGAGUUGAGCAAGUGAACAAAGCAAGCAUGCACAAAUACAAAACCAUUCUAACUUCAAAACAAAGUGAAGAAUCCAUGGCUAACCUAGCAAGAUGGGAGCCAGGGCCUCGCAAGUUCGGAUUUCGCCAUCCAUGGAAACAGUACCUAAACAUCAGUAGCUCGACUCGAGAGUGCGCAUAUCGCGUUCGAGUGCUCGAUGUCUACCUCGAAAAUAACGAUCAAAUUCAAAUUGAGAGCCAAUUCAAAGAGGAGUUUCUAAGAAUGUGCAAUGAAUCAGCAAAGGCUCUAAAAGAAGUAGCAAUGGCAAUCAAGAAAAUGGCACCACCAGCCUUGGCAAGUGCUCAUAUUGAAAGGGCAAAGGCCACAACGGAGCAUCUGAGCUCCCUUUUGGCUAACCAUCGGUUUGUGGGUUUGGAGAUGAUCCCAACAGCCACAUUGGUUUCAUUGCUAAUUGAUUUGCUUUGUUGCAUUGAAAAGGUGGCAGAUUGUACUCGAGAAUUGGGUUGUGUAGCCAAUCUUAGAAGGGGUGAGUCGCUGGGUGCGGUGGUGCCAGCGGCUGAUCAAGAUUUGAUUCAUGUAUGA